UACAUUUAUUCAAGAUCAUCGAGUUGCAAUGCCAACUAGCAGUUCACAGCACAGUGUUAUAAACCAACCGUCGGUCGUAAAAGGUCCCGGCAAUGCUGUAGAACAGCAGACAAACAUAUCACUCCAAGGAAUUGGUGUAAGCAACAACGCUCCAAGGAUCUCAGAAACUGAAGCAUUUGGUGCACACACCAACACUCAGAGAAUUUCACCAUUGAUAGAAGAAAGCAAUAAUCAUAAUCAAGUUUGUCAGAAACCUACUCUCGGUUCUGAAGAGCAAAGUCCUCAAAUGCAACGAUUGAUUAAAGCGAUGACAACUAUUUCACCUCAAGCACUGGGUGCAGCAGUCGGAGAUAUAGAAAAGGUUGUUCGUAUGAACGAUGAAAUACCAACCUUUAUUAGUCCCGAAGGAUGGAAAAUGCGUCCCGUCUUUGAUCCAACCACCUUUGAUACUCCUACUGUUUCUGCUAGCAUGUUUAACGGUUUCAAUCAAUUUAACGACGCUGUGGAAUCAGACUUGAAUUCACCUGAAGCAUUGCGUGCAGCAUUCGGCGAUAUAGAAGAGGUUGUUCGUUUGAAUGAUGAAAUACAACCCUUUAUUAGUCCCGUUGGUGGAGUCUCGGAAGGAUGGAAUAUGUGUCGCGUCUUUGAUCCAACCGCCUUUGGUUCUCCUAGUGUUUCUGCUAGCAUGUUUAAUGGUUUCACUCAAUUCAAUGACGCUGUGGAAUCAGACUUGAAUUCACCUGAAGCACUGCGUGCAGAAUUCGGCAAUAUAGAAGAGGUUGUUCGUUUGAAUGAUGAAAUACAACCCUUUAUUAGUCCCGUUGGUGGAGUCUCAGAAGGAUGGAAAAUGCGUCGCGUCUUUGAUCCAACCCCCUUUGAUACUCCUAGUGUUUCUGCUAGCAUGUGUAACGGUUUCAACCAAUUCACUGACGCUGCGGAAUCAGACAUGAAUUCAUUGACCAAGAGAAGAAAAUGUUCUCAACCUGUGGAAAUUCAGAAUGUUUUAGCAGAAAUAAAAGACAUAAAUAAUCGAUUGUUUGACUGUGAGGUGGUUAUCGCUGAAAAGGAAAAUGUUGAAAGUGUAGUAGGAUUAGCUUCCGAACAUGCUGGAGGAUUACUUGUUAAAAUCAUGUACAAUGCAGUGACGAUCAAUCAAAACCUUGUAUCUCACUUCACUUCCGAUAAAAAGUCAUUGAUCAAUCCGCUGCGGUUACUUAUUCCUGCAAGUUAUCCGUCUUCCUCUCUUAUUUUUCUGGACGAAUUACCGUUGCAAGACAGUGAGGACUUUAGAGAUUUGUUUGAGAGAGCAAAAGGAAAGCUGAGUGUUAAUCUGGAAAGCAUGAAGCAACCAUGGUUGAUUAAGGAUGUAGCUAGAGCAUGGGAAGGUUGUGCUAGAGAAGCAAUCCUUGAAUAUGCACAUGCUAAUGGUGGUGGAACAUUUACCUCAAUGUAUGGUGGUUGGGAAUUCUGUUGAUUCAUUACCAUUUGCGUUGUUUGUUUCAGCUGGAAGAUGUAUACUUUAUGUAUAGAAAGAGUGUGAAAAGUUAAGAAUGGUUCAUACUAUUGAGUUUGAUGACACUUUGAAAUCAGUGUUCAUAGUCAUGAUUAUGGGGAUAAUCCUAAUGUGUAUGGAUGAGUAGUAUGCAUGAUAUGUUGUUGAAGUUUAAUUUUAAUA
Messenger RNA from Medicago truncatula (barrel medic), 1675 nucleotides. RefSeq lists its product as uncharacterized. Gene Ontology annotation, molecular function: chromatin DNA binding; transcription coactivator activity. NCBI's taxonomy places the organism in Eukaryota, Viridiplantae, Streptophyta, Magnoliopsida, Fabales, Fabaceae. The record is from RefSeq and is a predicted model, not a curated record. The transcript is spliced from 9 exons. Bases 29 to 1474 code for a protein of 481 amino acids.